AUGUCGGAGAGCCUUGCAAAGCAUGAGGAUGUCAGAAGAGGCGGGAGGUGCAACAUGAGAGGAGAGUGCGGUAAGAAGGGAUACUUUUCGCCGGAAUUGCCUUGUGCAGUCGAGGAGGUACAUGCGGAGGAGGUGAGUGGUGGGGUGAAGGGGCUGUCGAGGUGCUUAGCGGGGGGCGACAAGGCAGAUGGUGUGCUUCUGGUAGAUGCAGUGCAUCAGCGUCUGACCCCGUUCAACCUGCCUUGCGCUUCGCAACAAACAGCCCGACCAGAAGCUGCGAGCUGAGCUGGUGGAUGUGUGCGGACAGGACUUUGCGGAGGGUAGCGUGUGCUGCACUGCGCCUCAGGUGGAAGCGCUCAAAGCCAAUUUGGAUCAAGCGGAGCCGCUACUGCUUUCGUGUCCAGCUUGCCGGAACAACUUCCGCGCUCUCUUCUGCUCCUUCACUUGCUCUGCCGAUCAAUCGCGAUUUGUGGAUGUGCUAGAGAGGCAGAGGACGGAUGGAGGAAAGGAUGGGGAUGAAGCUGUCAAGAGGGUACAAUACCAUGUGGGCGACGAGUACAGACAGGGCUUCUACGACAGCUGCAAGAAUGUCAAAUUUGGAGCCAGCAACGGCUUCGCUAUGGACCUCAUCGGCGGUGGAGCAAAGGAUGCGGAAGCAUUUUUAAAAUUCUUGGGAGAUGAGCGACCGCUGGUUGGCAGUCCAUUUCAGAUCGACUUUCCUAGGCAACAGCACAAGGAGCAAGCGCAGCUCCUGCCAUGGCACACCCUCGAACGCGAUGAAGCUCGAAGGAAUGUCUCGACGCUACCGCCCAUCCCCUUCAACCCUCCACCCCGCGCCUGCUCGGACGAAUCGCUCAUGUCUCGAUGCGCAUGCACAGACUGUCCAGAUGUAUGCGCUGUUCUACCUCCAGUCCUACCUCCCAGUCGAGGUCAAGAUCGAUGCACAGUGGGUCAAGGCGCGCUAGAAUGCUUUUCCCUCAUCCUCAUCGCCCUAUACAUUCUAGCGAUUGUCGCCUUCUUUGUCGGAUACGGCACUUCGAGGAGGAGAAGAAAGAGAAUAGCCAUUCGACAUAGGAACAGCGGGCUGAGCAUCGCUAGUGACGGCAGCGGCUACGAGAGAGUACGGCUCGAUGCGGAGGACGACAUCGAAGGCGCAAGGAGAAGUCAUGGCGUCGACAACUCAUCCGGAAGCAGAGCUGCGGACCAGCAUCUGCGUUCUGCUGGAUUGAUCGGCGCCACAGGUCUCGGACACCUUGGCAGCGAAGAUGACAGCAGCGCCUCGUCCUCCAUGGGUGCGGGUGCAGCCUCAGCAGGCAUCGAUGCGCUUGACGCUACCCAACCACGCUCCUACGCACUCAAUGUCCUCCUCACUCGAGCCUUCUACAAGGUAGGCCUCUUCUGCGCUCGAUCGCCCUGGCUUACAUUCACCGUCGCUGCCAUCUUUGUCGGACUGAGCAACCUGGGUUGGCGCAAAUUUGAGGUAGAGACGGAUCCCGUCAAGCUUUGGGUCGCCCCGCACUCCGAAAGCAGAGCUCGCAAAGAGUACUUUGACGAGCAUUUUGGACCAUUCUACCGAACUCAACAAGUAUUCAUGAUGGACAAGACGGGCUUGCAGCAUGCCAAAGACGGCAGAGCCAAAGCCGGCGGAUCGGCUGAAGAGCGUCAGCUGGCUGAGAUUCAGCCCGCGCUCAGCUGGGAUCGGCUGGUGUGGUGGGCCGAUUUCGAAGCUGCUGUGCGCGAUCUGCGCACGAGCAACGGGACGACGCUUCAAGAUGUCUGCUUCGCACCAUCGGGUUAUGGCGGACCUUGUGUGACUCAAAGCAUCCUCGGCUACUUUCAGGACGAUCUGGAUGGUGCGGGGGUGGACGAGACAAAUUGGGCUGACAGGCUGGACGAUUGCGCUGAAAGUCCGGCGCAGUGCUUGCCCACUUUCCAACAGCCCCUCAAGCCCAACAUAAUCUUGGGCGGUAUACCGAGCGUUGUCCAGGAACCGGUACAGGGCGGGGGUGCGGGAGGAGGCGAAAUCCACGAUAGAGAAGGCAGAGCAAGUGAUGCUCGAUCCGUCGUCACCACUUGGGUCGUCCUUAAUUCUCUCGACUCGACCGUCAAGGCACGCGCCGAGGAGUGGGAAGUGGCUCUGGAACAACUCCUCUUCUCCAUCGCAGGCAUCGGAAAUGUACCCGAACAACCUCUCGGUGCACGUCGACGAGCACUUGGCAUCGAGCUUGCGCUGAGCACAGGGAGCAGCCUUGAGCAAGAGCUGGGAAGCUCGAGCAACACAGACGUGCCCAUCGUCGUUCUGUCCUACCUCUUGAUGUUUUUGUAUGCGGCACUCAUGCUCGGAGGAAACACCUCUGCUGGUCUGGCAACGGAAAUCAGGGCGGCAAGAGCACAAGAUGCGGCUGCUGCGCCGAGCGGCCAUUCCCAUCGGAGCGGGCUGGCAAGUCGACUGCUCUUUUUCCUUCCCCGAAGAGGCGCUCCUCGUCAAAGACAUCGUCUGGGCGGCAAAUUUGCAAGGCGAAUCUUGGUCGAAAGCAAGUUCAUGCUUGGACUGUUUGGAAUUGUCGUCGUCCUCGCCUCCGUUUCCUCUGCUGUUGCCAUCUUCUCGGCAGCUGGUGUCAAGGUGACGCUGAUUAUUGGAGAGGUCUUGCCGUUCUUGCUGCUGGCUGUAGGAGUGGACAACAUCUUUCUCCUCACCAGCGAGAUGGAUCGUCAGAACGCGCUUGCUAGCACGGCAAAUCCCUACUCUACCGCAAGCAUUGGGCGUGUCUCGGAUGGGAGCUUCGGCUCAGCCUCGGCUGGAGGAAUCCACUUGGAAGAGGAUGAGGAUGAAGAUGAUGACAGCUUUGAUGAUGAAGGCGCGGGCUUGUACGGGGGUCCGCGGGGUCUACCGCACAGACGAGCGUAUCACCUUUCCUCUGCCGAACGAGCAGCCCGUGCGCUCUCUCGCAUGGGGCCGAGCAUUCUCCUCAGCGCGGCGACACAAGUGAGCGCUUUCCUCUUGGGGGCAAUAGUUCCAAUGCCGGCCGUGAGGAACUUCGCCCUGUAUGCAGCUGGCAGCAUGGCCAUUGCUGCUGUCUUGCAGUGCACGGUCUUUGUGGCAGCCAUGGCGCUGGAUGCGGACCGAACAGAAAGUGGAAGGAUCGACUGCUUGCCCUGUCUCAAGAUACCCGUGCCCACCUCUAGCGCACAGUACGCUUCUCUGGAUGCGGUGGGAUCGGCUGGCCUGGGCGGCUUCUCGAGUGAAGGCCUAUUAGGCAGGUUCAUAAGACGUUAUUAUGCUCCCAAAUUGGUACGUCCAACAUCCAAACGGAUCGUGCUGGCGCUCUUUGCGGGCUUGGCUGUCGUUGGGAUCCUCGGCAUGCGCAGGCUCGAGAUGGGACUGGACCAGAGACUGGCGCUUCCUGCCGACUCCUACCUGCGCGAUUAUUUCAAUGCGGUAGACACCUACCUCAACGUCGGUCCGCCCGUCUACUUUGUUGCCCGGAAGGUGGACCCUCGCGCGCGCACGGGACAGCAGGCGCUUUGCGGAAGGUUCACCACAUGCGCUCCCUUGUCGCUGGCCAAUACGCUGGAGGGCGAGCGCGGAAGACCGGAAAGCAGCUUUUUGGCCGAGCCCGCCAGCUCUUGGAUCGAUGACUUUAUGCAGUGGACAAAUCCCGUGCUGGAAAGCUGCUGUAGACGUCGCAUCAAGGAUCCGAACGUCUUUUGCUCGCCUCGCGACAGCGAUGGACUGUGCGAACCCUGCUUCAAGGAUAGGAGACCGGCUUGGAACAUUACGCUGGACGGUAUGCCCGAGAGCGAAGAGUUUAUGCGAUACCUUAGGCAGUGGCUUGUCAGCCCGACUGAUGAAGACUGUCCGCUCGGCGGCAGGGCGGCUUAUUCCUCGGCUCUGAGCCUUGACCCGCCUGCGGAAGGGACUCCUGGAUCAGUCACAGCUUCGCAUUUUCGCACGUAUCACACGCCCCUGCGAAGCCAAGCAGACUUUAUCGAUGCGUUGCGCGCGUCGGAGCGAAUCUCGCAGGACAUCAACUUGCGCAACGAGCAAGGUGGAGUGGAAGUUUUUGCGUACAGCCUUUUUUACGUCUUUUUCGAUCAGUACCUUCACUUGGGCAGUAUAGCGCUGCAAGUCUUGGGUGGAGCUGCGCUUUCCAUCUUUGGCAUCACGACGCUGCUGCUGGGAUCGUGGAGGACAGGAUGGAUCGUGGUGCUUUGCGUGACGUCUGCUCUCAUAGGCGUUGCUGGAACCAUGGGCUUUUUAGGCAUUCAGCUCAACGCCCUCACCCUCGUCAACCUGUCCGUUUGCUCUGCUAUAUGCGUAGAAUUUUGCAGUCAUGUAGCUAGAGCCUUUUCCAGAGCGCCUGGUAACUUGCCCAGAGCACAUCCGAUGGCUCAGAAGGAGAGAGAUGAGAGAGCAUGGACCGCUCUAGUCGACGUCGGAAGCUCGGUGAGUUUGUCUCAAAACGGUCCACGCGACGCUCGCGCCGCCUGCUCAUCGAAUGUCGAUUUCCCCCCCACCCCACUCUUCCCCUUACUCCCCUGCGCGUCAGGUGAUCCGCGGCAUCACGGGCACGAAGCUUGUAGGCAUCAGCGUGCUGGCUCUGACCAAGUCGGACCUGCUCAAGCUGUACUAUGCCAAGAUGUGGGCCGCCCUCAUCGUUCUGGGCGCCACGCACGGACUGAUAUUGCUGCCCGUCGCGCUUAGCGUAUGGGGCGGAGAGGGAUACUCGGAUGGAGAGUCGGAGGCAGAGAUUGCUAGGAGGUUGGCUAGGGCUAGGGAGAAUGAGUAUCUACCCUUUGCCGCGCAUGAUGAGGGGGAGGAGGGGGAAGAUGCGGAUGCGAAUAGCGAGACGAGCGACGGAGCGCAACCUGCACGUCGUCUCUAA
Ceraceosorus bombacis is the source of this 4886-nucleotide messenger RNA. The record is from the annotation of a GenBank genome assembly. Lineage: Eukaryota; Fungi; Basidiomycota; Exobasidiomycetes; Ceraceosorales; Ceraceosoraceae.